GGAACGAGCGUGUGGCCAUCCUCUCCCUACAACUGUCGAUGAGGUUGGCAAGAUCACAACGUUCCACUCUCUAUCAUACCGUUUCAAUAAUUUCACGCAUACGCACUUGUUGCACAAGCUGUAGACUAUUGAACUAUCCAAGCAGGUCUGUCUCCUUCUGGAUCACGCCACGGACUAUUCACGCGGCGUAACUCGACAUACCAUACACAAGUGAACAAGUAACAUCGGUUCAGAAGUCGGCAAACAUGUCCUGGAAGCUAGGCAAGAAGCUGAAGGAAUCGAGUUUCCUCGGGGGUCAUCACCAUUCCUCCCACAAAGACAGCUCGGCGACCAUCACACCUUCAGAUUCACGGUCGACCACUCCUACCCCAUCCGCGCAACAACAGGCGCAGAACAAUGUGCCCAGUCACGUAUUCGGUCAGAGCAGGACCAAUUCGGGGACGGCUACCCCUACUUCCGCGUCUGUACAGCCUCCGACGGCGAGGAGCGGGUUGCUGAAGAUUAGGGUGACGAGCGGGAAGAGCCUGAAGCUGCCCGAUGGAGUCUCCGUCCCUGAACCCAUUCAGAGGGCACUCAACACCCACGCUCUAGCAGCAUCCAUGUCCACCUCGGCCAACGCAUUGGCUAUGCAAGCUAAACGUCAAUCAGGCGCACCCACUAUGACCAGCAACCGCGAUUCCGUGCAGAGGAAACAACAGUGGUGGUUACCUUAUGUCGUAUUGGAGUUUGACAAGAACGAGGUCUUGAUCGAUGCGCUUGGAGGAGAUUUGGCGGCACCCGUGUGGAUGUAUAGCGCGACAUUCGACGUGUCCCGUAUCUCCGACAUUAGCAUAACCGCUUACCUGCGGAACGUCUCGCCCAAUGCACCUGCUAACCAGGGGGAUGAGAACGCGAACAUGGGAAACAGUGAUCUUUGUCUAGGUUCUGUUCGAUUUACGCCGAACCUGGAGUCAAUGCAACCGGUGGACGAGUGGCUGCAGUUGUCUCCAGGAAACGGUGCUAUUCACAUGCAGAUGGCUUUCAAGCCCAACCAGAACCAACAUCUGUCCAUCGACUCGUUCGAAUUGCUCAAAGUCAUCGGCAAGGGAAGCUUCGGAAAGGUCAUGCAAGUUCGUAAACGAGACACCCUCCGAAUCUACGCCCUCAAGACGAUUCGAAAAUCGCACAUCGUCGCUCGUUCCGAAGUCACUCACACCCUGGCCGAAAGGACCGUACUCGCCAAAGUUAACAACCCUUUCAUCGUACCCCUCAAGUUUUCUUUCCAAUCUCCUGAAAAGCUGUAUCUGGUUUUGGCGUUCGUCAACGGGGGAGAGCUGUUCCACCAUCUGCAAAGAGAGGGCAAGUUCAACGAGUUGAGGAGUAGGUUCUAUGCGGCCGAAUUAUUGUGCGCUUUGGAACAUUUGCAUAGCUUCAACGUGAUUUAUCGCGACUUGAAACCCGAGAACAUUCUGCUGGAUUACACCGGACAUAUCGCCCUCUGCGAUUUCGGUCUGUGCAAGCUGAACAUGUCAGAGAAGGAUACGACCAACACUUUUUGUGGAACCCCGGAGUACCUGGCUCCUGAACUCUUGUCCGGUCACGGUUACACGAAAUGUGUCGACUGGUGGACUUUGGGAGUGUUACUCUACGAGAUGUUGACCGGACUGCCACCGUUCUACGAUGAGAACACCAACGAGAUGUACCGCAAGAUCCUGCAAGACCCACUGAGAUUCCCCGAGGAAGUCGGUUCGGAUGCCAGGUCAUUGCUGACCAAGCUGCUGAACCGAGACCCUGCUCAACGGUUGGGCGUCAACGGAGCUCAGGAGAUCAAGGACCACCCGUUCUUUGCCAAACAUAUCGAUUGGAAGAGGCUACUGGCCAAGAAGAUACAGCCCCCCUUCAAGCCCGCAGUAGCAAGCGCUAUCGACACGUCCAACUUCGACUCCGAGUUCACUGCCGAGCCACCCGUCGACUCCGUCGUACCUGAUUCCGCACUCUCCCAAACUGUGCAGCAGCAAUUCGCCGGUUUCUCCUGGAGCGAAUCUCCAAUGGGUCAAUCUUACCGAUAGACGAAUCGGCCUCUCGAUAUACCCUGAUUGUUCUGGUCACCGCCACUGGUUUGUCAAUUCUUUUUGAACCUUGUUUGUAUGAAACGCUGCGUCUUCGACCGCGAUGUGCAUCUAUACCAUGACCUAGACGGCUAUUUUCUGUUUUCA
This is a messenger RNA of Filobasidium floriforme, 2195 nucleotides long. RefSeq names its product proliferation-associated serine/threonine protein kinase. The transcript is spliced from 14 exons. The coding region runs from base 246 to 2048 and encodes 600 amino acids. Gene Ontology annotation, biological process: protein phosphorylation. Lineage: Eukaryota; Fungi; Basidiomycota; Tremellomycetes; Filobasidiales; Filobasidiaceae. Gene Ontology annotation, molecular function: protein serine/threonine kinase activity; ATP binding. The record is from RefSeq and is a predicted model, not a curated record.